This is a messenger RNA of Tauraco erythrolophus (red-crested turaco), 1081 nucleotides long. The record is from RefSeq and is a predicted model, not a curated record. Lineage: Eukaryota; Metazoa; Chordata; Aves; Musophagiformes; Musophagidae.
UAAGUAUAGAGACCUAACUGUACAGGAAACGACCAGUGUUAUUACUCAGUACAAGGACCUCAAACCUGUCAUGGAUUCAUAUGUUUUUAAUGAUGGCUCUUCCAGGGAGUUGAUGAGUCUCAGUGGAACCAUUCCUGUGCCUUUCAGAGGUAACACAUACAAUAUCCCAAUUUGCUUGUGGCUGCUGGACACCUACCCUUUCAACCCCCCAAUUUGUUUUGUUAAACCCACUAGCUCUAUGACAAUAAAAACUGGGAAGCAUGUUGAUGCAAAUGGAAAGAUAUACCUUCCUUAUCUGCAUGAGUGGAAAUACCCCCAGUCAGACUUGCUAGAGCUGAUUCAGGUCAUGAUUGUCGUGUUUGGUGAGGAACCUCCAGUCUUUUCUCGGCCUACUGCUUCAUCAAGCUACCCACCAUACCAGGCAACAGGCCCACCAACUACUUCCUAUGUGCCGGGCAUUCCAGGUGGAAAAUCUACCUAUCCAGCAGGAAGCACUCCAAACCCGAGCUACCCAAACUAUCCUUAUCCAGGUGGUGUUCCAUUUCCAGCAACCACUAGUGUUCAGUACUACCCUUCGCAGCCUCCUGUCACUACUGUUGGACCCAGUAGAGAUGGGACUAUCAGUGAGGAUACCAUUCGAGCUUCCCUUAUUUCGGCAGUCAGUGAUAAACUGAGAUGGCGGAUGAAAGAAGAAAUGGAUCGUGCACAAGCUGAACUCAAUGCCUUGAAGCGGACAGAAGAGGAUCUGAAGAAAGGACACCAGAAACUGGAAGAGAUGGUAACUCGCCUGGAUCAAGAAGUGGCUGAAGUUGACAAGAACAUUGAACUUCUCAAGAAGAAGGAUGAGGAGCUCAGUUCCGCCUUAGAGAAAAUGGAAAGUCAGUCAGAAAAUAAUGACAUAGAUGAAGUAAUUAUUCCCACGGCACCACUUUACAAGCAGAUCCUGAACUUAUAUGCAGAGGAAAAUGCAAUUGAAGACACCAUCUUCUAUCUUGGGGAAGCGUUGAGACGUGGAGUGAUAGAUCUAGAUGUCUUUUUAAAGCUUAUUAACGUUAGUGAUUUCUCCACUGAAGAGGACCCU